AGGCAGCCCAGGCCGCUCGCCGCUGGCCCGUCUGGACCCGGGCCGCCACCGCCCGCGGGCCGGCGGGGCGCGCCGACGAGGCCCGCCAGCUGCCCUGCCACGGCGAGGAGACCAGUGGUGGCUCGGGGCACCGCGCUGCCGCCGUCGCGGGUUGCGGCGGCGGCGCCCGCGUCGCCCAUGCUGGUGCGCCCGCACUGGUCGCCAGAGCCGGCGGCCCUCGCGCCGGCGGCACCACCCGCGGCGCAGGCCACGGCAACCCCUGCGAUGCCGCCAACGGCAGCCGCGGUGGUGAUGCUGGCGCCGACGUCGGCAGCACGAGUGGCUUCUCAGACGUUCUACGCCGCGCUGCCCCUGCCGAUGCCGCAGCAGCCCCCGGCUCAGCCCAGCCCCCGCGGGCCGCCUCGCCAGUGGCAGGAGAUCGCCCUCUCGCCCUCGCAGAGCGCCGGGCACAGGGCGGUGGGCUCCAUCACCCUCUGGAGCCCGCUGCCCGAGCAGCGGGGCGAGGAGCAGCCGGGGGGGCGGCACCCCGGAGCGCAGGCGGAGGCCGAGCCCACCGCCCCGCCGCGCCCGCUGCUGCGGCGGCCGGGGCAGGCCCGGGGGGCCGGCGUCGAGGCGUACAGCAUCUGCAGCAGCGGCAGCGAGGGUGCCGGCGAGCCGCCUCCGACGGCCAUGGAGUUGGGCCUGGAGGCGGCGGCCAGCGCGUCGUUCAGCCCUCGAGGCUACGAGGGCCCGCCGGACUGCAGCCCCAAGCGCCACACCGCGCCCCCCGCGGUCCAGCACGCCGCCGCGAAGGCGCGGCAGGCGUGUGGGCGGCGGGCGAGGGCUGCCGGCAGCGGCAGACUGGGCGGGCGGGCGUGGUCCGCCCACCAGGACCGCCCAGUUCCCCCGUCCAGCGCCUCCUGGGACUGGCCGCUGUCGCGGGGGGAGAAGAAGGCGCGCGUGGACAUGAUAGACCGCAGCAUGCUCCGAGCAGAUUGCCGCGCCCUGGCAGGGAAGCUUCGCAGGAGCCUGGGAACUGAUCGCGCAGCACUCUAGUUUUUUACACGGGGGAGGUUGGACCUCUUCAUCGCGUUCGCACCUGCGCUUCACAUGUCCACGCUUCCGCGCGGAGCUCGCGGACGCCGAGAGCCCGAAUUCGUGAGUUUGCACCCAGAUGUUUCCUUGGCGGCCCGCUUACCCGCCUUGCCGUCGUGCGUUGUUUGUGCUAGUCCUGUUUCGCCUCUCCCGCUCUCGCUGCCUCCAGGUGCGAAUUCAGAGGCGCGCGCAUGCACGCCUGCGUAAUUCCGACUCGGGCGCCCCGGACCGACGCCUCCACUGACAGGGCAGACGCCCCCCUGCCUGAGCCGCGUCACGGAAUAAAAAACAAAACAUC
Messenger RNA from Prorocentrum cordatum, 1372 nucleotides. The record is from the annotation of a GenBank genome assembly. NCBI's taxonomy places the organism in Eukaryota, Dinophyceae, Prorocentrales, Prorocentraceae.